This is a messenger RNA of Panicum hallii, 2389 nucleotides long. Its product is annotated as wall-associated receptor kinase 2-like. Bases 1 to 2133 code for a protein of 710 amino acids. Gene Ontology annotation, biological process: protein phosphorylation; cell surface receptor signaling pathway. The record is from RefSeq and is a predicted model, not a curated record. The transcript has 2 exons. Gene Ontology annotation, molecular function: polysaccharide binding; ATP binding; protein serine/threonine kinase activity. Gene Ontology annotation, cellular component: plasma membrane. NCBI's taxonomy places the organism in Eukaryota, Viridiplantae, Streptophyta, Magnoliopsida, Poales, Poaceae.
AUGGCAGCAGCAGUGCUACUGGCGGCAGCGGUGGCGGUGGUGAUGGCGGCAGCAGCGUCGACACAGCUCGCGGCUGCGGCGGACGCCCCGCUGCCUCUGGUAGCUCCGGCGCCGGUAGGGCUGCCCAACUGCACGACCACCUGCGGCGACGUGCCGGUGCCGUACCCCUUCGGCCUGGGCCCGCCGCGGUGCUCCUGGCCGGGCUUCAACCUCACCUGCGACGACGCCGCCGGCCGCCCCGGCGCGCCGCCGCGGCUGCUCCUCGGCGACGGCACCCUCGAGGUCGUCGACGUCUCCCUCCGGAACACCACCGUGCGCGUAGUCCGCCGCGGCGACGUCGCCAACAUCACCUCCGGCCGGAACGUCACGUUCGGGCGCAGCUUCACGGGCUACAGCGGGUUCACGCUGUCCGACCGCAACGAGCUCGUCCUCUCCGGCUGCAACGUGGUGGCGAUGCUGGUCGGGGACCUCGACGAGUACUCCAACAUCAUCAGCGGCUGCGCCUCCUUCUGCUCCUCCUCCAACACCAGCAAGGGCGAGAUCAGGCAGCCGGCCGGCAAGUACUGCUCCGGCCUCGGCUGCUGCCAGGCUCCCGUCUCCAUGAACUACAGCAGGCCCGAGGGCGUGCAGGUCAGCUGGCUCCGGGGCGGCGCCGACCGCCAGCAGGACCUCCUCCGGCUGGAGCCCUUCGUGCUCGUCGCCGAGAAGGGGUGGUUCGACCAGAGGCCGGUGGCCGACCAGCUUGUGGGGCCCCCAGGAGGGAGCCAGAGGCCGGACGCCGCCACGAUCGAGGUCCCCCUAGUCCUGGAGUGGACGGUCAACAACGUAGCCCCGCGCGACGACAGGUACCCCGGGCCGGCGUGCUCGCCGGCGGUCGCCCAGAGGCUCUGCAGGAGCGCCAACAGCGAGUGCACGACCAACGGCAACGGCGACUACUCGUGCCAGUGCCGAGGGGGCUACGACGGCAACCCUUACCUCGACGGCGGAUGCCAAGGUUUCAGCGCCGGUAUAGGUCUUGGCAGCGGGGCAGGCCUUAUACUUUUGGCUCUCGUUGCAGUAUUUGUUACCAAAAAGAUCAGACACAGGAGGGUUAGGAAGUUGAAGCAAAAGUUCUUCAGCCAAAAUCGUGGGCAGCUGUUGCAUCAGCUAGUGUCACAGAGGGCGGACAUCGCCGAAAGGAUGAUCAUCACGCUGGAUGAGCUCGAGAAGGCAACAAACAACUUCGACAGAUCUCGUGAGAUUGGUGGUGGAGGGCAUGGUACUGUGUACAAGGGGAUUCUAUCUGACCUACAGGUUGUAGCCAUCAAGAAGUCAAAGAUAACUGUCCAGAAAGAAAUCGACGAGUUCAUAAACGAGGUAGCCAUCCUCUCCCAGAUAAACCAUAGGAACAUAGUGAGACUUUUAGGAUGCUGCUUGGAAACAGAGGUCCCAUUACUGGUUUAUGAGUUCAUUUCCAACGGAACUCUUUUUCACCAUCUUCAUGUCGAAGGGCCAACUUCGAUACCAUGGGACAGUAGGUUGAGGAUUGCAGCUGAAACCGCUAAAGCUCUUGCAUAUCUUCACUGGUCAGUUUCAACCCCUGUAAUACAUAGAGAUAUCAAGUCUAGUAACAUACUUCUUGAUGAUACUAUGACAUCAAAGGUUUCAGACUUUGGAGCUUCAAGGUAUGCUCCGAUGGAUAGCACAGGGUUAACCACAAAGGUGCAAGGGACUAUUGGAUAUCUGGACCCUUCAUACUUCUACACGGGCCGUCUUACUGAAAGAAGCGAUGUCUUUAGUUUUGGUGUCAUUCUUGUGGAGUUGCUCACCAGGAAGAAACCAUUUUCAUAUUUGACCUCUGAUGGUGAAGGCCUUGUUGCACAUUUUGUGAGACUUCUUGAAGAAGGGAAUAUUUCCCAAAUAUUGGAUCCACAAGUUAUAGAGGAGGGUGGCAAAGAAGUCCAAGAAGUUUCCAUACUCGCAGCAUCAUGCAUAAAUUUAAGAGCUGAGGAACGACCUACCAUGCGAGAGGUGGAACAUGCACUCGAAGGUCUUCAAGUAUCCAAGAAUAAAGGAUCUAUGGUAAUGUCUUUCAAAAAAGGAUCUAUGGUAAGAGAUGAAUUUGAGGAUGAUGAUGGUGUUGAGAUGACUUGACGGUCAUCCAAACAAGUGCAAAGCAUCAGAGUAUGUAAUCAAUCAAGCAGGACAUUCAGUUUGGUAGGCAUCUUCGGCGCGCCAUGUGCAUUAGGAUUAGUUAAGUACUAUUAUGUGUGGUGAUUUGGAUGCAUUUGUUGGAUGAUCUCAGCUCUGUUUUUUGGUAUGCAUUUCAUACGGGCAUUAGCAAAGUUUAGCCUUUGGCAUGUCCUCAGUCUGCUCUGCAUCAUUUUGGAUGUCCAGGAUUAAAUUUUGA